GUUGAGUGCACAUUCGUUGAGUGUUGUGCUGUACGUGACCUACAGAGGGCGCAUUAUCUGAGUUGUGGGUCUGUGUCUGUUGGCGGCACACAUCAGCUCUCGGCUCUCUCCUCCGCCGCUGCUCCUCCUCACACUCACACUCAUGCGGCCGCGGCUGGAGCUGAUGGACUAACCGGAGGUGGUGCUGCCGGACUGCGUUCGCUCAGACAGGAGCUGGUGAGCCGCUGGACCAUGGCUGCCAAAGAGGACGUCUACAGUAAAAUUCUGCCGCGCAGGAUCAGGCAGAACCGAUCGGGUUCCGUCAAAUGUGGCUCCAACCUUGAUGUGCUGUUGUCCAUGGGCUUCCCCAGACCCAGGGCAAUAAAAGCGCUGGUAUCAACAGGAGGCCGGAGUGUACAGGCAGCAUGUGACUGGCUGUUUUCCCAUGUGGAUGACCCGUUCCUGGACGACCCCCUGCCCAGGGAGUUUGUCCUCUACCUGCGACCCAGUGGACCACUACAGAACCAGCUGUCACAUUUCUGGCAGCAGAGCAGAGUCACCUGUGGCAAAAACAAAGCUCACAACAUUUUCCCUCACAUCACUCUCUGCCAGUUUUUCAUGUGUGCUGACCACAAAGUAGAGGCUCUGUGUGAGGCCCUGCAGGCCACCGUACAGCAGUGGAGAGGUCGCUUUCCAACCCCCCUACCCCUGGAGCUUUACACAUCCUCCAACUUCAUUGGACUUUUUGUGGAAGAGCAGAUAGCUGACAUCCUCAAGCAGUUUGCAGCCGAGUUCGCUACAGAGGCUGCAAGGACAGCAGAGGUUCACGUGGAGCCUCAUAAAAAGCAGCUCCAUGUCACCCUGGCCUACAACUUCCCCAGUGAUCACCUCUCAUCUCUGGAGAAACUGGCCAAGGGCAUCGAAGUCAAGCUGGGCUGCGAUUGGCUGGCUGUUCUGUUCUCCAGGGACAUUCGUUUUGCCAACCACGAGACCCUGAGGGUAAUGUACCCCUACAUGCCUCAGAAUGAGGAUGAGUUGGAGCUGGUUCCCGGAGAUUUUGUCUUCAUGUCCCCAGUGGACCAGACUGGGACCAGUGAGGGCUGGGUGUACGGGACUUCACUGACCACAGGGCUGUCCGGACUGCUGCCUGAGAAUUAUGUCAACCUGGCUGAUGAGUCUGACACUUGGGUUUUCCAUGGCUCCCAUUCCUUCUUCAGCUGUGGGCCCAGUGAUAAGGCCUGUAAGGACAGAGGGAUGUUUGAUGGACUGCUGGACAGCCGACGCCCAGACAGCAGCAGCCCUGGAGACACGCCCUCCCUCAGUCUUAUUUGUCAUCCAAUGCAGCAGGUUCUGAGGAUCAGCGGUGGUGGUGGUCAUCCACGACAGUCCAAACGCUCACUAUUCGUCUGCAGGCACGGAGAGAGGAUGGACGUGGUCUUUGGUAAACACUGGCUCUCCCUGUGCUCAGACAGUAAAGGUAGAUACGUGCGCUCCAACCUCAACAUGCCUCCCAGUUUGCCCCUGUGGGGCGGGCAGAGGGACUAUGACAUGGACACUCCUCUCACUGUGUUUGGAUCCACACAGGCUCGAGUUAUAGGUGAAGCCCUUUUAGAGAGUAACACGGUGAUAGACUUUUUGUACUGUUCUCCGUCUCUGAGAUGUGUGCAGACGGCACAGAACAUCCUGAAAGGUCUACAACAAGACGGUAAACUGAAAGUAAGAGUGGAACCAGGACUUUUUGAAUGGACCAAGUGGGUUUCUGGAAACUCACUGCCUGCGUGGAUUCCACCGGCCGACCUGGCUGCAGCCAACUUCAGUGUGGACACACUGUACAGACCACUGAUUCCUGUCAGCAAGCUCACUGUGUCUGAGUCCUAUGAGAACUACAUGAGUCGGAGCUACCAAGUGACCAAAGACCUUCUGUCCGACUGCAAAAACACUGGAAACAACGUACUGAUUGUAGCCCACGCUUCUUCCUUAGAGGCCUGCACACGCCAGCUGCAGGGCCGCGGCCCACGGAGCCCUAAGGACUUCAUCCAAGUCGUCAGAAAGAUUCCUUACCUGGGUUUCUGCUCCUGUGAGGAGCAGGGCGAUACUGGAGUGUGGCAGUUGGCCGACCCUCCCAUCCUUCCCCUCACACAUGGACCAAACCAUACAUUUGACUGGAGGGAGACACUCCAACAAGAAUGACCAGACUGUCUGCCAGACCCCAGACCCUUAGUGUAUCCUCCAACCUAACCACACUGCAAAACAAGACAGAGGUAUACUGGAACUUUUCUCUUUACACAAACAAUGGUGAAGAAGGAGGUUCCUGCCUCAGUUGGUGAAAAAAAGGUUGCCUCACGUUUUCCCCUACGCUAAAGUUUGUCAGGACACAGGAAGUAGUAGGUCUGGUUGUAAUUGACAGCUCUGACAAGUAGCGUCAGUCCACUCUCUACUUUUCUGAAAUUAGCAUUAGCUCACUCGCUGCUUGUGUUUCGCUAGUAAAUACUGCAGUAUCCUCUUACUGCCAACACACCGGCUCUGUGACAUGUUACGAGUAUCACUGAAUGCUGGUUGUGUGUUGCUACAUCACCACACGCAAAAAGAAAGUGGGUCUUAGGAUUUGCUUCGCCUGACCCGGCUGUUCUUAAAUGGACAACUGCGUUAAAAGAAAAAAACACAGGUAGAAGGCAGAGUUGCUGCAGAUAGAUACAACGACCUUUAAAAGUCCAUUGAAAACAAACGGAGGAUUUACUCUGGAUAAAGUCUAUGAUUUAUGUUUUAGGACCUUGUGCCAUGUCAGCCACAGCCUAAAGGGGGCGCUAAAGCAGUUUGGAUCUUUAGUUGUAUUUUAGCAGGAGGAUCGGCAACAAAAAUGUGGCACAAUUUCUGUACUUAAUUUUACAAACUUCAUGUAGACUUAAAAAGUAUAAGAAAUCCUUCUUUCCUGAACAACAACAUGAUACCCAACGAAGAAAACACAAUUUUUUUGUUGUCCUGCAGCAGUAGCUGAGGGGAGAUUCGUCACAUCUGUCUUACUGCGGCCCCUCAUGUUGUGUCCUCUGUGGUGCCACAUGUAGCACAUCCAGUACAACUGUGACUUCCAGCUGUCAUGCAGUGUAUGUACACAACCAAUAACAAAACUAUAAACAGCACAACCUGCAUUAUUGACAAUCAUACAGUAGCUUUUUUAAUACUGGUCCAGCAGCGUUCUGUUGCAGUCUGUGUUUAUUAAAUGUCGUUCUGGGCCGCAGAGUAGCUGUACAUAAUCAUAUUUUGGAAAAGAAAAGAAAGGUCUUCCGAUUUUAUUUCUAUUUAUUUAUAAACAUUUCUUCCACGUUACGAGCAAAUAUGUAAAGAAAAAAAAGAGUGUUGCUUUUAACAGCAUGCAGGAAUUUUUCUCAGGUGUGGACUGCAUUCAAGACGUACAGUGUGUACAUGCAGCUUCUAAAAGUCUUCUAUGGAUGGAGUGACUGUGUUGUUGUGAGAAUUAAAGUAAUGUCUCCUGA
Molecule: messenger RNA, 3470 nt
Organism: Cynoglossus semilaevis (tongue sole)
Lineage: Eukaryota; Metazoa; Chordata; Actinopteri; Pleuronectiformes; Cynoglossidae
Product: ubiquitin-associated and SH3 domain-containing protein B
Exons: 14
Coding region: 232-2169 (645 amino acids)
Molecular function (GO): protein binding
Source: RefSeq, a predicted model, not a curated record